AUGGCUCAGUCGCCUACUCCGCCUACUCCGCAGAGCUUCCUCAGCCGAGACCACUGGAUCUCCUCGCAGGCUUGGGGCUGGGCUGGCCACUCGGACUCCACGUCCCCGGCCUCCUCCUCGGAUUCGUCGGGUUCGUGUCCCUGCGACGGCACACGCGGCCUUCCCUGGUCGGAGGCACCUGCUCGCAGCGCCAGAGCCACGCAGACGGCGCCCCGACGGGCGCGCUCCGGGCCCCCGGGCGGCCAGCGGCAGAGCGCCAGCGAGCGCGAGAAGCUGCGCAUGCGCACGCUCGCCCGCGCCUUGCAGGAGCUCCGCCGCUUUCUGCCGCCAUCGAUGGCGCCGGCGGGUCAGAGCCUGACCAAGAUCGAGACCCUGCGCCUGGCCAUCCGCUACAUCAGCCACUUGUCUGCCGUGCUGGGCCUCAGCGAGGACAGCCUGCAGCGCCGGCGCCGGCGGCUCAGCAGCACGUCGAGGGGCUGCCCGCUCUGCCCCGACGACGGCGGACCCGCGCAGGCGCAGUGCAUUGGCUCACCUGCUGGCGCUGCCGCGUUCUGGGGGACCCCGACUGCCAAUCUCGGAGUCUUGGCAGCGCCAGAGCACCUCGAGAGUCGGGUCCCUGACAUGAAUCCUUGUGUGUCACCCCCUUCCUAUCCCAGCAUGCAGUCAUCCACGCAUCUGCCCAGAGAGAAAGACCCUGAGGCAGCUGUUUGGAUGUCCCUGCAAACUUGUUCAGGGACAAAGACAUCCCUGCAGCCUGGGAGCCCUGCUAUUCCUUGGACGCCAGCCCCUGUACCUCCAGAGUUGGCUGCUGUGUACCAGUACCCCACUCUGGUCUGCCCUCCGCACAGUGCCUGGGACAGAAGAGAGGACCUGUUGCAGAUGCCCCGACACUUUCUUCUAGGAGCCAUGGCCAUCAUCUCCUACUACACUGAACAUUCAGCACCAGUUCCUGCUGGCCACAGCCACAUGACCACUAUGAAUGCCAGCAUUGUAUGCUACCAGGCCUACAUGCAGGCAGAGUGCGGCUAUCACAGUCAGAAAGACAGCCUUUAUCUCAGAGAGCUGGGAGGACCCUAG
This is a messenger RNA of Elephantulus edwardii (Cape elephant shrew), 1077 nucleotides long. RefSeq names its product mesoderm posterior 2 homolog (mouse) (gene MESP2). Gene Ontology annotation, biological process: somite rostral/caudal axis specification; mesoderm formation; heart morphogenesis. Gene Ontology annotation, molecular function: DNA-binding transcription factor activity, RNA polymerase II-specific; RNA polymerase II cis-regulatory region sequence-specific DNA binding; protein dimerization activity. Gene Ontology annotation, cellular component: nucleus. The transcript is spliced from 3 exons. NCBI's taxonomy places the organism in Eukaryota, Metazoa, Chordata, Mammalia, Macroscelidea, Macroscelididae. The coding region runs from base 1 to 1077 and encodes 358 amino acids. The record is from RefSeq and is a predicted model, not a curated record.